AUGACCAGCGCAUUUUCAUCCCCACUCGGUGCUUCCAGACUGAUUCUACGACUUGUGUGCUUGAUUACUGGGAUUGUGGCAAUAAUCUGUCUCGGUCUAAUUGUCGACUGUGUUGGACUUGCAGUGACUGCUGUCGCUGUCUUCUGGUCAUUGAUCCAUAUCAUUUUCCUUCUAGCCAAGAAAGAGCUCCAUCCUGCUUUCUUCAUUGUGUUUGACUUCAUAGCAGCAGCCAUUACGGUGAUUAUCGCCGUCUUUGGUUCUGUGGCAGUUGCUUGGGUAAAUUCCACGAACAGGGAUGACUUCCACGUUCGUGCCGUUGGAAUCGCAAGCGCAGCAUUGAUGAUACUUACUGGGUAG
Penicillium paradoxum is the source of this 357-nucleotide messenger RNA. RefSeq lists its product as uncharacterized. The transcript is spliced from 2 exons. The record is from RefSeq and is a predicted model, not a curated record. Lineage: Eukaryota; Fungi; Ascomycota; Eurotiomycetes; Eurotiales; Aspergillaceae. The coding region runs from base 1 to 357 and encodes 118 amino acids.